GGGCGGAGCGGGGGCCGCCUGCGGCGCGGCGGGGCGAGGAAUCCGUUCAGCUCCAUCCCCCGGCGUAGUCCUCCCGUCCCGGCCCCUGAGGAAGGAGCGGCGCCGCGCUCGCUUCCAGCACCGCCAUGUCCGGCCAGAGCCUCACCGACCGCAUCACGGCGGCUCAGCACAGCGUGACCGGCUCGGCGGUCUCUAAAACCGUCUGCAAGGCCACGACUCACGAGGUCAUGGGGCCCAAGAAGAAGCACCUGGACUAUUUAAUCCAGUGCACAAAUGAGAUGAAUGUGAACAUCCCACAGCUGGCAGACAGUUUGUUUGAAAGAACUACCAACAGUAGCUGGGUGGUGGUCUUCAAAUCUCUCAUCACAACCCAUCAUCUAAUGGUGUAUGGAAAUGAGCGCUUUAUCCAGUAUCUGGCGUCCAGAAACACGUUGUUUAAUUUGAGCAACUUCCUAGACAAAAGUGGAUUGCAAGGCUAUGACAUGUCAACAUUUAUCAGGCGAUAUAGCAGAUACCUGAAUGAAAAGGCAGUUUCCUACAGACAGGUGGCUUUUGACUUCACGAAAGUAAAAAGAGGCGCUGAUGGAGUAAUGAGAACAAUGAGCACAGAAAAACUCCUAAAAACUGUACCAAUUAUACAGAACCAAAUGGAUGCACUUCUUGACUUCAAUGUCAAUAGCAAUGAACUUACAAAUGGUGUAAUUAAUGCUGCCUUCAUGCUUCUCUUCAAAGAUGCCAUUAGACUGUUUGCGGCAUAUAACGAAGGGAUUAUUAACCUCUUGGAAAAGUACUUUGAUAUGAAAAAGAACCAGUGCAAAGAAGGCCUUGAUAUAUAUAAGAAGUUCCUUACUAGAAUGACACGGAUCUCAGAGUUCCUCAAAGUUGCAGAGCAAGUUGGAAUUGACAGAGGAGACAUACCAGAUCUUUCCCAGGCACCAAGUAGCCUUCUUGAUGCUUUGGAACAACAUUUAGCUUCUCUAGAAGGAAAGAAAAUCAAAGAUUCUACAGCUGCAAGCAGGGCUACCACCCUUUCCAAUGCAGUUUCUUCCCUUGCAAGCACUGGCCUGUCUCUCACAAAAGUUGAUGAAAGGGAAAAACAAGCUGCAUUAGAGGAAGAACAGGCUCGCUUGAAAGCUUUAAAGGAGCAACGUCUAAAAGAACUUGCAAAGAAACCUCAUACCUCUUUAACAACUGCAGCUUCUCCUGUGUCAACUGCAGCAGGAAGCAUAAUGACUACACCAGCCAUUGAUAUUUUUUCUACUCCUAGCUCUUCAAACAGCACUUCAAAGCUGCCAAAUGAUCUGCUUGAUUUGCAGCCAACUUUUCAUCCAUCUGUACAUUCAAUAUCUGCUGCUCCACAAGUAGGAAGUACCUGGGGAGAUCCUUUUUCUGCUACUGUUGAUAAUGUUGAUGAUGCCAUUCCAAACCUAAAUCCUUUCCUUACAAAAACUAACGAUGCUGCUCAUCUGUCUGUGUCUUCUGAUGUUUCUACUUUCACCAGUAGGACACCCACACAUGAAAUGUUUGUUGAUCAUUACAAUCCAUUCACAGAACUAAAUCCCUUUGUGGCAACCAAAUAUGAAUCCACUGUUGGGCUGUAUCAUUAUUCUUCAGAUUCUUUUUGUGGUCCUCAAGCGUACCCUAGUGCUUCUCAUUUCCGCAAUGAGCCUUCUUCUGUAGCUGGUCUCUUUGGAGGGUUCACUCCUUCCCCUGUUGCUCAACCACAGCCAUCAGCUGGCCUUAAUGUUGACUUUGAGUCUGUGUUUGGAAACAAAUCUUCUAAUGUUGUCCUAGAUUCUGGUGGCUUUGAUGAAUUAGGCGGUCUCCUAAAACCAACAGUGGCCUCCCAGAACCAGAGUCUUCCAGUUGCCAAAGUACCACCUAACAAGUUAGUGUCAGAUGAUCUGGAUUCGUCUUUAGCCAAUCUUGUAGGCAAUUUGGGCAUUGGAAAUGGAACUACUAAAAAUGAUGUAAAUUGGACUCAACCAAGUGAAAAGAAACUAACAGGUGGUUCCAACUGGCAACCCAAGAUCGCACCUACGACUGCGUGGAAUGCUCCAACACUGAAUGGCAUGCAUUUUCCACAAUACGCACCACCUGUAAUGGCAUAUCCUGCCACAACGCCGACAGGAAUGAUGGGCUAUGGGAUGCCAUCACAGAUGGGAGGUAUACCAGUAAUGACACAGCCAACAUUAAUAUACAGCCAGCCAGUCAUGAGACCACCAAAUCCUUUUGGCCCUGUACCAGGAGCACAGAUUCAGUUUAUGUAACUGUUAGAUGGAAGAGAAAAGAACGUUUCCAAAUAGAUGUGCUCACCAGUAAGCCCCCACUUCCAGGAAAAAAAAAACAACUUCAGUCUGUCAAGCUCUCCUCUUCCACUGAAUGACGCAGUGAAAUGAUGAAGACCAAUGAAGGAACCUGGGACAACUCCAUAGGAAAGCAUCAGCAUCCGAGGCAAAGCCAAAGCUUGCCAUGAGUCAAGGCUAAGAUCCUGGUUUUGUCCUGGUGACUAACAGGUCGAUACUUUCAGCUUCUAAUAAUACCCGUAAUCGUAACGUACAAAGAGAAGUCUGUAUUCUGGAAAUUGCAAUUGGUGUUUGGAAGUGCAGUGUGGAAUGGAGACGUGUCCUUUACCGUAACGCAAAACAAGACUCUGUGGGGAGGGGAGGGUCCAGUCCUAACUCUUAAUUCUGCAGUUACCUUUUCUUCAGUCCUCACAAACGUAGGCACAGCAGUAAUGAAAAUUAACUUUUUUAAAAAAUUAUAUAUUCAGUUUGCAGUAGACAUUCCUUAUGUAUUAUUGUUUGUAUUUAUUUAUGAUUAUCAAUUUAACAUUAAUAUUGUAUCAAAAAAAACUCCUUAUGAAAAUGAGUAUGGAUGUAUACAGUAUGUCUGAUUUUUAUCCACAAAGAAUGAAUCUGAUUCAGAAUGCUUUUCAGCUGACAUACAGAGCACUAAAUAUUUUAAAGGUCUGAAUCUAAUGAAUUCUCAGCAUAUAUGGGAAUUAGGGAAGAGCUGUAAAAUGCAUUAAUCCUUAUAGUCAAUUCUGUGCCUAGGAUUUUGCAAGGGAACAGUUAACUGACUAGAAGAAGCACUACAUUUUUAAUUCAGCAUUAGUGCGUUGGGAAGGAACUUUAUUGCUUUGUGCUUGGCAUGUCAUUAUUUUUACAUUUGACAUUAUAAGGCCUUUCCAAAUGAAUGUGAGGAAUUGCUUUCACUUUAAGACUUUCCUUCUUCUCUGUAACAAUUGAGGUGUUGCGUGUCGGGGUGGGGGGAAGCCUUUUCGUUUGGCGAGUGCCAUGUUUUGAUCACAUACCUUUUCAAAGCAAAAAGGGGAAGCAGCCUCCUGACAGGCGUCGAGCUGGAAUUUAGUUAAUGAAGAAUUUAAGUAGCGCUGUUGAUCGGUGCUUUGUGUAAAUACAUCAUAACUUCUGGGUAGAGAGGGGCCUUCGGAAGGAUAGUCAGUGAUAUGAAAGCAAUUCUGUACAUGAGUUAAGCAUACUUGCUGCAUUGUCUCUGCAGAUUCUAUUUUUGUUUAAAAUAUUAAAAUGUACGUUAGCAAAAAUGGGUGGAUUUUCAAAUAAAAUGCAGCUUCCACAGAAUUUUGUUACGGUA
Gallus gallus (chicken) is the source of this 3615-nucleotide messenger RNA. It is a transcript of the gene PICALM, whose product is annotated as phosphatidylinositol binding clathrin assembly protein. Gene Ontology annotation, biological process: clathrin coat assembly; clathrin-dependent endocytosis; synaptic vesicle budding from presynaptic endocytic zone membrane. The record is from RefSeq and is a predicted model, not a curated record. Gene Ontology annotation, cellular component: clathrin-coated pit; extrinsic component of presynaptic endocytic zone membrane; clathrin-coated vesicle. Gene Ontology annotation, molecular function: 1-phosphatidylinositol binding; phosphatidylinositol-4,5-bisphosphate binding; SNARE binding. The coding region runs from base 126 to 2270 and encodes 714 amino acids. The transcript has 23 exons. Lineage: Eukaryota; Metazoa; Chordata; Aves; Galliformes; Phasianidae.